GAAGAACAUGUUUCCCUGGCAGAGUCUCACAAAGUUGGUCAAGUUAUUGCACAGUGCCGUUUUCUUGGCUUAAGAUAACACAUUAUAUAUCUUAGCAGGUCGUAUGAGUAGACAUGGACCUGUAAUAGAACGCAGCUACUGAAUGAAACCAGUGAAAGGUAUAUAGACUACGCCUGCGCACUCACAGCAGAAUAUCGAGCCGCCCUUCCUCCCCGCCAACUUGCACCGCAGGGUCGGGCGGACGUCGACUCACAACAACCCCGAGUAGAUUUGCUCACAUAAUUGAAUAUUUUUCGACAUAAAAUGGAGAGCCCACAUCGCAUCGACAACGAGUUGCCUCUUCUGCUGCCGUCUCUUCGCCUCUUCAUACCUCCUCUGCGCCUGGUUUCUGCAGCCAUGUGGCAGGUCGUCCAGAGGGGGAAUGUGCAGGACUAUGGGCUGGUGGAGGAGUUCAUCAGCACAGUUUCAGAAAUUGUACCAGAACUUUUGAAUGCAGAUCAGAAAGCCCAACUCCUUUUGGGACUGAGAGCACGGGUGGUUCUUGAAUUGUGUCGGGCCGAGCAGAUAAUUGACACAGAAUCCAUCGAGAUGCACCUGGAGCGGAUCAAGGCCCUUGUGUCCACUUGGGCAGCACAGCCAUGUUUUGCAGAGGUUGAGUUUCCAGAAUCAAACUUUGUGGAUCAAGUUGAAUUGCUGUUGAAAGACGCUGAAGAGAAGGAAAAGUUUUUCCAGGAUGUUUUUCCUGUGGAUUUUGGGCCUGACUAUGACAGCGCUCUGCAGGUGCUAAUGCUGGAUUUCCUGUCCAGACUGGAGAAGUUUCUUCCAGUACCAGACAUUCAGCAGACUGCGUCCAUGCUCAGUGCUGUCCCAUCCGCCCUGGAGGAGUGUGUGCACUCUGUUCCUGACCCACAGCACCUGAAAACUGUGCUCCUAUACCACACGACACUUGGACAUUUUGAUUUAUCUGAUGAUACUCAGACCAUUCCUUCUUCCUUUGGGAAUUGCAUCCUUUCCUCGCUGUCCCUCCCUCAGCUGGAGAAGGUUGUAAUUGACACAGAACAAAUACAGUUACAACCUCCAUCAGAGCCAAUGCAAGGUUGUGUGACUGUCCAGGUGGAGGGUGAAACUGUGACACUUUUGGACUACAUACAGAUCGAACAGCCAUCAAGUUUGGUUGAGCCUGAUUAUCCAGAAGAAAAUGAAGUAAACGAGGAAGGAAUGGCUGGAGACGAAACAAAUGAGGAUGCCAGUGACACCCUAAAGCCAGCAGCUUUUCAACCACUGAAACAAAGCAAAAGGCUCCAGUUAAAGAGGAAAGCUUUAAAAGAAAAGAAAGAUUCGGCAGCUAAGAGGCAAAGAAAAAAAUACCCCAAUAAUAAGACAUGUCCUGUGUGUAAUAAGAUUUUCCUGCGAGCUGCAGCCAUGAGACGACACUUGGAAACUCAUUCUGCCAAUCGGGAUUUGAAAUACAAGUGCGCCAACUGUGACAAACGAUUCAGGGACCAUUAUGACAUGAACCGACACAACAUGCGCGUUCAUGAAAAGGACGAGAUGGUUAACAGCUCUAAAGAAGAGGACUCGGGAGAUCCCAGCACUUCUGAGAUGUCUGAAAACAAAAAUUGCACUCUUUGUGGGAAGUAUUUUGCCCGUCAAGUUGACAUGGAGCGACACAUGAAGUCCCACUCAGAGGACCGCCCAUACAACUGUUCCUUCUGUGAGAAGAAAUUUAAGAACCCUUACGUUUUAAAGAGACACCAGAAAGAGAUUUGUAAGAGCAGAGAGCUGAAAGGGCCGAAGAGGAGAGAGACACAGCACUCAGAUCCACAGCCACCGUCAGAGAGGUCGACAGAGGGCAAAGUCUGUCCCAUCUGUAGCAGGAUCCUACCGUGCACUGCGGACAUCGCGAAGCAUUUACGAUCUCACACAGAAGAGCGUCCUUUCAUUUGCAUCACCUGUGAGAAAGGCUUCAAGUACAAGGACACAUUGAAGAAGCACCAGAUUAUUCAUGGUCACGAGGGGAUCAGAGAGGAAGAGAGCAAGACGGUGGAACAGAUUUUGGCUGAAGCUGACACUUGUAGUGAUACAGGUAAUAAAAGACAAACUAACCCGGAUGCACCUGCAGACACGUCUGAGGAGUUGCCAACUGCACCUGUGAAAAAAGUAAAUAAAAAAGGCCUUAAAGUAUGCCCUGUCUGUUCUAGGGCUUUCGACAGUAUCAAAACACUGAACAGGCACAUACAAUGUCACACAGAGGACCGGCCUUAUCAUUGCAUCCACUGCAAGAAGCGUUUUAAACACAUGCAUGGGCUGAAAAGACACCAGAUUUAUGCCAUUUGCCAUAAGAAAAUCGCCCGAUUCUCAUGGAAAAAGGAGCCAAGAGCAGGGCCCAGCCAAAGCGAAGUAGCCAGCGCUGACCCCCAACCUCUCAAAAUACCUGUGUGGUGUUCAAACUGUGGAAAACACUUUGAAUAUCCGUCAGCUCUGAAGGAGCACCAAGAAAACGUUUGCAAAAUGGAAGUGAGUGAAAUCAUGAAAUGUGAUGACUGUGGGAAAGAAUUUAAGAGCAUGACCAUGCUCAAGGUGCACCAGAGGAUUCACGAUCCGCUCUACUGCAAAGAGUGCGGGAAGAUACUCGCCAACGAGCCUGCUUUCGAGAGGCACAAACUCAUGCACAGGCCGAUGCAGUGCACGAUGUGUGAAAAGAAUUUUACUUUACUGAGGCGCUUGAGGGAACACUACGAGAAGCAGCACGACUUCACCGGACCGUAUCCUUGCGCUCAGUGCGACAAAACCUUCAUGCAGCUGUCCUACCUCGCAAUUCACCAGAGAAUCCACAAAGGAGAGUUUCCUUACAUUUGCAACAUGUGCCCAGAGAAGUUCAGGUCUUCCAACUGUCUGACGGUUCAUCAGAGGAAACACACCGGGGAGAAACCCUUCCUGUGCUGGCAAUGUGGAAAGUGUUACCGCUCGGCCUCGGAGCUCACGGUGCACAUGGGAACCCACUCCGAGGAGAGACCCUGGGCCUGCACACAGUGCGACAUGGCGUACCGCACAAAGCUGCAGCUGACGAACCACGUCGAACAAAUCCACAUUGGCGUCAGGUAUCCCUGCAACAGCUGUGGGAAGCAGUUCAUGAAGGAGACGUCCCUGAAGAGGCAUGAGCUCAUCCACACAGGUGAGAGGCCGCACCAGUGCACAGUGUGUGGUAAGACCUUCCUGACCGCCAACGAGCUCCGGCUCCACAACAGGUAUCACACCGGGGAGCGCCCGUACAAGUGUGAAGAGUGUGGGAAAGCCUUCAUUCAGUCGGGAUAUUUGAAGUCGCACAUGCGCAUCCACACAGGAGAGAAGCCAUUUAAAUGUGACAUAUGUGAUAAAGGCUUCCGGUUGUCUUAUCACAUGAAGAAACACCGGCGGACUCACACUGGGAAGGCAAAGAGCUACAUAUGUGAAGAGUGUGGGUUAGCAUUCCUCCAUAAAAAGUCCCUUUGGGAACACUCGCUCAGUCACGAUGUGAAAAUCGAACAGUCAUUCACCAAUGAAGUUAGAAUAGAAUUUCAGUAGAAAGCAUUGUAUGUUCAUGCAGGUUGUUUAAGUUCUGAGCUGGAAACACUCUUAAUUUGUUCCUUAUUUCUUAUUUUGACCAAUUUUUAAUGUGGUGCUCUUUUCCCCCCAUGUUGCUUUACUGUGUUGAUUCACAUGUACAAUAAAGCAUAAUGAUGAUGUGUAAGGAUGAUGUAUAUGUUGAAAGACAAUGAAUCAUUUAUGCUUACAAAGCUUAAGAAAUAAAUCUAUCUUGAUGGUAA
Messenger RNA from Micropterus salmoides (largemouth bass), 3806 nucleotides. Its product is annotated as zinc finger protein 14-like. NCBI's taxonomy places the organism in Eukaryota, Metazoa, Chordata, Actinopteri, Centrarchiformes, Centrarchidae. The record is from RefSeq and is a predicted model, not a curated record. The transcript is spliced from 7 exons. The coding region runs from base 304 to 3564 and encodes 1086 amino acids.